CCCAUCUCCAAUUCGCUUCUGAUAGGUAUGUCAGUUUGUUUACAUUCAUUUUGGCAUUUAUAUCAAUGCGUAGCAUAACGAAUUGGAGUUCCAUUUUGUUAUAAAGUACUUAGAAUACGUUUUGAUACGUUGUUAAGAAUUCAAUCUUUAAAGUAAGAAUGAAUGAAGUAGUCUUACCACCAGCACCAAAUUGGUUUAGAAGUACAGCAUUUGCUUGUGCCAACGAUGGAACGAUUGCAUGGUUAACAAAAGCAAUUAUUACAAUAUCUAAACCACGCAAAGACAGUAAGAUCCGUGAUUUUCAUUUUAUUCUUGAUACACAUGCAAAUAGCGCCAAUUCAAUAGCAUUUUCUCCAGAAUACGGUAAACCGGAAAAAAAUUUUCUAGUCUCUGGAGGUAGUGACAAUAUUAAAAUAUGGAAUUUAGAUACUUAUGAAACUGUGCUUACACAAAGCUACUCGAAUCCUACUCAAACAGUUAUUGGAGUUGAUUGGUCUAAAUGUGAUUCAAAUCUAAUUUGUAGCGUUACUAUGGAUGGAACUCUUUUAACAUGGAAUUUGAAUGUGAAUUAUUGUCAUAAGAUUCCUCUAGGCAAAGUAACAGCUUCUUGUCUUUCGUGCUGUCCUCAUCAAUCAAACAUAGUAGCUGUUGGAUUAAAACUUGGCUUAACUUAUAUUGUAAAUCUUAAAGGUCAAGGUUCAAUAUCCUAUAAAAUUCGCACAAGUGAUAUGGAUAUUACUAAUAUAUCUUGGUGUCCAACAAAUACUAAUAUUUUUAAAGACAGUUCAACCGAUGAAUCUCAAAAUCAUCUUUUAUUCGCUGCUGGAUCAAAAGGCAAAUCUAUUUCUAUUUGUCGAGCUAGUGAUGGCAAAUUUGAAAAUCAAUUUACUUUACCCCCAAAUCCGUUGAAUUCUGACCAUCACAGAUCUAAGUUGGGCCCAAAAACGGAGUUAUUUACUAUAGUUUGCUGGUUAGAACCUAAAAUAUUAUUAGUUAAUUCACUUUAUGGAGAAUUAUUAUCUCUUGAUAUAAUGCAAUCGAUGAAAAAACCAAAUUGGCGUUUUAUUCAUGGUGUACAUUAUAGAGGAAUAUUUACAAUCACUCAAGUUCCAAAACUUACAGUUGAUGAUCAAGACAAUUGGAGAAUUCCUACCAAACAUCGAGUAUGGACUACAGCUCAAGACAGAAAAAUUGUCUGUUGUACUAUUGAAAAUGGACAUAGUGAGAUAGAUUAUUGCAUUCCAACUCACGCAGGAUAUAUUUAUAGUAUAGAAGCGUGUCCAUUGGAAACGUCUCUAGUAGCUUAUGGAGGUGGUGAUGCUAACAUUAGACUCUGGAAUCUUUCAGAACCGCACGAUUCAAAAUAUCAUACAACUUUUUUCUGGCAGGGCAUAAAAGCAAAAGUUACUAAAAUGGCUUGGCACCCAGAAUUAGAAAAUAUAUUAGCUUUCGGUACUGGAGAAGGUCGAGUUGGUAUACUUGAUACGAAUUGUUCUUCGAAACCUCCUUUAUUAUUCCGUCAUCAUUAUUGUAGAACUAUUUACUCUCUUGGUUGGGGUCCAAAUCCAUUGAAUGAUUCAUAUACUAUUUACGCUUCUACUGGUAAUGAAUUUUUUUACUACAAUUAUAGUAAACCUGAUGAGAAUCCUACUGUUGCUGCAAAAAAUUGUACCGAAUUUUCUUGGCAUCCAAGUUUUAAAUGCUUAGCUCUAGGAUUUGAGGAUGGUACUAUUUCAUUUGUUAAUCGUAAAUUGGAACCUUGUGGUAAACCUAUUCAUUUAUUAAAAAAAUCUAUUACACGUUUGAUAUGGCAUCCAGAAAGCACAACAUCAGAUCAAGACUUAUCUCUAAUGAGAAAUUACCUUGCUGUAGCUAUAAAUGAUCCGGAUAUUACUAUUUUUGAUAUGACGCCAAUGAUAGAACAGUUGGAAAAAGAUACCUCAUCGGAAGUUAAUACAGAAAAUGAUGAUAAAAUUGGAUAUAGAAUUGUAGGAACAUUGAAAGGUCAUGUAGGAUCAGUUUACUGUCUUGCUUGGAAUCCUCACAUCACGGGACAAUUGGUCAGCGGUGGAUUUGAUAGAGUAGCUCAUGUAUGGAGAAUCGAUACGCUUCAACUUAUUGCAUCAUAUGCCGAGCAUUGUGGAGCAGUUUAUUCUUGCAUGUGGAGCCCAUUGAAUGCAGAUUAUAUCAUGACAGGAUCUGGAGAUCACACUCUUCGAGUUUGGAAACUUUCUGAUCAAAAAAUAGUGAUUCCGGUGGAACACAUUAAAACAAAUAAAAAUAAAAAAAAGAAAUCAAAAGCUAGUAAAGCUAUAGUUCUACAUCAAUCAUCUGAAUCUUUCAAAAUUGAAACUUGUGAGGCUGAUAGCACAUUAGAAGAACUAAUGAUGAAUGGACAUGAUAAUGGUAUAGUUACUUUACAGAACAAUGUAAAUGGUAAAAUUAACGACGAAGAAAAGAAGGAAGGUAAUAAAGAGAAGAAGAAUAAAAAUAAAAAAUCAUUUUUACCACUUUAUCGAAAAAAGAUGAAUAGAACUGAUGUUUUCUUAGAUUCUUGUUUAAAGUUAGCAAAAAAAGUUAAAGAGCAAGGAGAAAUUCAAGAAACUGACCCCGAAUUUGUUUCAAUAUUUGGAAAUAAAUCCGAUAUUUUAACCAUAUUAAGUGAAGAACAAUCUGCUUACAAAGAACAAAAUAAUUAUACUGCGGCUGUUGAAUUAAGUAUUUGGACAAAUAACCUCCGUCAACAGCUCCAAGAUGCUGCAAAAGAACGACGAUUGAAUGAUUUCAUGGUUUCCUUAGCUCCAAUGCUAUCAGUAAAAACAUGGCAAGAAAUGUGUGAAGCUUAUGGUAAUCAGCUUGUGAUCGAAUCCAACAUUAGUAAAGCUGUAAAUUAUUUUCUAUGUAUUCAUAAAAUUUAUCGAGCAAUUGAAGUCUUAACAGAAGCAAAGAUGUUCAGAGAAGCUUAUGUACUUGGUAAAUGUAAGUUAGAUUCUCAAGAUGCUAUUUUAAAUAAUAUUUUGACAGAAUGGGGAGCUCAUGCAUUACAAACUGGAAAUUAUGAAGACGCUACUCAAUGUUAUAUUAUUCUUGAAAAUUUUGAAAAAGCUGCUAAAAUAUUAGCAAAGAGAAAGGACAGUUACUUUUUAGGAACCGCAGCAAUAUUAGCAAAAUGGAGUAAUAACGAAGAAUUAAGUCAAUCAAUUGCUAACGAAGCAGUGACAGAAUCACUUCGUAAAAAUCAUCCUGAUAGAGCUGAGUAUUUUAUUCAAAAACUCCCGAGUGUAAGAUUUCGAUUGGCCCAUGUAGAAACUUACAAAAAUAUUAUUAAAAUUCGAAAAAUCAAUGUUCCUGUUAGUGCCUGGAUUGGUAAUGAGCUAUCACAUGAUUUAAUAACGUCCUUAAAGACUCGUUUUAGUGAGUUGGGAUUGAAUGAUUUCUCUGUAUACAGUAAAUUGAAUACUAUUCAUUAUCCUAAUCUUCCAGAUAAUGAUGAAAUGCUUUGGUUGAUAAUUAGUCAUCAAAUAGCAUUAGCUGCAUCUGCUCCUAGUGAAGAACAACAAUUACGUCAUAUUGUGUCUGCAUGUGGUAUUAUAUCUCAAUAUGAAAUGAUAAGUCACUUUAAAACGGAUGAAUUACGUAUCAGUUAUUUAGUUCGUUUAUUAUUAGUUACAUUUCCAAAUAUUUAUUUUUUUAUUAAUCCCAAUGAAAGUGAAGUCAAUAAUGGUCUUCACAAAAGCCUACGAGCUUAUUUUUGUUUUGCCAUAGUACAAUGGUUAGUUGAUACAUUAACAAAGCAACAAAAUGAAAGUGAAGAUAGUAUUGUUGUAGAUUUAGUUAUUGAAAUUAUUGAACGAUGUCUAGAAGAUGCGUUUGAUUUUGAAGCUAUUCAGUAUUGGACAGCACCAACAGAAAUGACAAAACUAGAAAAUAUGAUUGCUGGUAUUAAAAAUGAUAUGCAGUGUACAGAAGACGAAAAAGAAUGUGACAAGACUGAAGAAGAAGUAACUGAUCACGAUGAGUUGUCUAAAAGGUUAGAAAAAAUUCGUACAGAAAGAAAGAAAUUUAUUGACGAACGAGUCACUGCUCCUUCUCCAAUGAUGGUUUAUGGAAAAGCCAAUGAACUGUCGAAUAUUUUGCAGGGCCAAAAUAUAAAGACAAAUUUGGAAAAACGUGUUCAAGAAUUAUGGAACAAUAACGUUUCAGCAAUGUUUACAUAUUAAAUUUUCUGUACAUGAACAAUAAAUAAUACUAAUUUUUUUUA
Messenger RNA from Chelonus insularis, 4261 nucleotides. RefSeq names its product rigor mortis (gene rig). Gene Ontology annotation, molecular function: mRNA 3'-UTR binding; protein binding. The coding region runs from base 159 to 4220 and encodes 1353 amino acids. Gene Ontology annotation, cellular component: nucleus; SMN complex. The transcript is spliced from 2 exons. Gene Ontology annotation, biological process: spliceosomal snRNP assembly. Lineage: Eukaryota; Metazoa; Arthropoda; Insecta; Hymenoptera; Braconidae. The record is from RefSeq and is a predicted model, not a curated record.